This is a messenger RNA of Saccostrea echinata, 792 nucleotides long. RefSeq names its product Golgi SNAP receptor complex member 2-like. Gene Ontology annotation, molecular function: SNAP receptor activity; SNARE binding. The transcript has 2 exons. Gene Ontology annotation, cellular component: endoplasmic reticulum membrane; Golgi apparatus; ER to Golgi transport vesicle membrane. Bases 131 to 772 code for a protein of 213 amino acids. NCBI's taxonomy places the organism in Eukaryota, Metazoa, Mollusca, Bivalvia, Ostreida, Ostreidae. Gene Ontology annotation, biological process: vesicle fusion; intra-Golgi vesicle-mediated transport. The record is from RefSeq and is a predicted model, not a curated record.
UGGCUUUUGUACUGACAGCUGUCUUGGUAUGACACGUAGAUUUUUGCUAUUUUAGAGCAAUAUUUUCGUUGAUGAACACUUGAGUUUCUUUUUAAUACGUAGAUUUGGUAUAUUCAAAGGCGUUUCUUCAAUGGAGUCCUUAUAUACCAACACAAACAAACUUAUUCAGGAGGUACAAAGUGAUCUUGGGAAAUUGGCCAGGUUUACAGAUAAAGAUGGGGUUCAUCUUUUUGAGAAUGAAAUUCAAGCAAAAAUUGACAUCAUUGUUAGUAACUGUGAGCGACUUACCAUUCUAGUCAACAAAGAACCUCCCACAAGGAGAGCCAAUGCCAAACUGAGAGCCGACCAGCUGAAGUAUGACUGUCAACACAUCCAGUCUGGACUUCGGCAACUACAACAGAAAAGGCAUAUGUUGGAGCAACAAGAACUAGAUAGAGAGGAGUUGAUGUCAAGGACCUUUACGGCUAAUGAUCAAGACACCUCAAUUGAAAUAGACCAUGCUGUUCAGCAUCAUGACAGACUAGCGUUUUCUAACAGGGAAGUGGACAACAUGAUUUCAUCAGGCCAUGGAGUUCUUGAAAACUUGAGGUCUCAACGCUUAACACUGAAAGGGGCACAAAGAAAAAUUCUGGAUUUAGCCAACACACUCGGACUAUCGAAUACAGUCAUGAGACUUAUUGAGAGGAGAACAUACCAGGAUAAAUUCAUAUUAUAUGGUGGAAUGAUUUUGACUUUGAUUAUUAUGUUUCUCAUUUGGAAAUAUUUUUCAUGAUUAAAAUGGUUAAUUUCUUA